Molecule: messenger RNA, 861 nt
Organism: Adineta steineri
Lineage: Eukaryota; Metazoa; Rotifera; Eurotatoria; Adinetida; Adinetidae
Source: the annotation of a GenBank genome assembly
AUGCGAACAAGAUUUUCUUCUUUAUCAUUCCAUAAUGAGAAAAAAAUUACUAAUAAAUAUUGUCAUGCUUGUUUAAAUUAUGUAGAAGAACGAUCACAUCAUUGUUACAUAUGCCAACAAUGUAUACCAAUACAAGAUCAUCAUUGUUUUUUUCUUGGUACUUGUAUUGGUAGACAUAAUCAAAAAUAUUUUCUUUUAAUGCUUUUUCAUCUUCUAUGUGCACAUUUUAUUGGUUAUGCAUUUGUUUGUAGUUUUUUAUGGAAUGAAAUGGGAGGAUAUCAUUUUGUAACGAUUUUUAAAAUUUUAUUUUUUAAUAUUGGUUAUGUUCUUGGAUUUGUUGAAACAAAAUGGCAAGCAUUCAUUGGUGUUCAUCAUUAUCUUGUUUAUUUUGAUAUUGUAUUUAUAAGUAGAUUAUUUUAUCAAAUGAUCAAACGAUCAUUGAAUGGACAAACACAUAAAAUGGCAACGAAUGGGCAUACACCAUUGACGAAACAAGAUUCGAAAUCAACAGCUGUUGUUGAAGUUAAUACACUUAGUGAAGAUAAUCAACUUAAUCCUGCUGAUCAUGAUGGUGUAACAUCCGAUUAUUCGAUUCAUGUUGAUAGUAAAAAUACAACAUAUACAAAUGAAUUUAUUGAAAGUAAAUAUAUAUAUGAUAUGAAUCAUUGUGAAGUUGAUCAAAGUACAAAACGUGUGGAAAUUAUUCCAAGAAAAUAUCAAUAUAUAUUUCGUACAAAACGUCAAGUACAACGUACAGGUGUAAUGCUUGUUGGUUGGGGUGGAAAUAAUGGUUCAACAUUUACUGGUGCAACUAUUGCUAAUCGAGAUAAUAUAACAUGGAUGCGUAAAGAAAUGUCAUAA